AUGAAAGCAGGCUUCCAAUCUGGAAGUUGGGCAAGCUCAUCUGGAUCAGGGAGUGGCCAAUACAAGUGGCGAGUCAAGGAAUCUACAUCUACCAUCACCACCAGAUCAGGAUUGAGGACGGAGGAUCCAUUCCCGUUCGAGUCAGAAAGUGAAAAGGAGUGGAAUUCGUCGACAGAGGAGAACCCAGGGUCGUCAACAGAACCAGAGCAUUCCGAGACCGAGGAGGAGGAGGACCCAGAUAUGGCUCAUCUGCUAGAUCCCGAUCCGGAAAUAGGGUCGCUCACCGCACAUCUUGACGGUGAACCCGCUCAUGCUAUAGUCUCGAACCCACGACGGAGGUCGAUCGACAUCAAGACGAAUUGGAAAUUGAGAAACCCCCUGGUCAAGAGGAAAGACAACUUCAACCGUACUACAGUCAGCCCUGCGAAGGGGAGUGUCAAGCUCAAGCAAAUUCGAUGGGAAGUUGGAAUCCCGAUGGAAGUUGGAAUCAAGGAAGACAGAGAGACGCUCCAUGGAGGACUCACCCAAACUUCAGAUGGACUGACCAUGAUCAAGGCCAGCCACCUCCACUUCAGCUCACGAAUUAUGCACACCCUCCGGAGAGGCAGUCCAACUGGUCAGGGAAAGGUCAAGAGGGACAAUUGCAGCUGGGGUACAGGAAUCAAGAUCAGACUAAUUGGGGAAACAGAAAUCAGAACAAUCCAGGGAGUUCCUAUGUGCCACCUCAUCAGAGAAAUAACCAAGGAAACUACCAGAAUUCCCAACCAAAUCAUCAAGGGAAUCAAGGGUCUGGUAGCCAGUACAAUAACCAUCAGGGAAAUCAAGGGUCGAACAACCAAUACAACAAUCAUCAAGGCAACUAUCGUCAGAACCAAGUUCAUGCAAGGUAACCUACACUCCAACAAUGACAUGGUGCACAAGUUACAAGAUGCUCAGUCUGAACAUAAAGCCGCCAUGGACAUGAUGGCAAAACAACUUUCUCAGAUCGCAGUUUCCUUGAAUGAGAUGCGAGGGAAUGAAGGAAAACUUCCUGCUACCGUCAAACCGCCGGACCGAGCAAACAUUAGUCAAAUCACCUUGAGGUCUGGGCGGGGUUAUGAAGGGCCGACGUUGGAAAUUGAUGAGGAAGUGCCUAUGCAAGCUAGUGAAGGGAAACAGAGUCAGCAACAUCAAGAGGAAGGCGCUAGACCGAGGGAAAUCCUUGUUCAGGGAGACCUCCAGAAGGGAGAUUUAGGGGGAUCCCUACCUCGAUCAAGGGACCCGUUCUUCCUAGACCCCGAACCUGAGGAAGUGAGUAAGGAAGGAAACAAGGGAGUUGAUGAAACCCAGGCUGGGACUUCCACAAAUGCAGUAAAGCGAGCAAAACCAUUUCCAUAUCCAAUGAACACAGCAGAAUUAACAGAUGAAGAACUCACAGAGGCCAUUAUGGAAUUCUGCAGAAGCCCUGAAUCAGCUAGAUCUAAGGGAUCAGCUUAUGUGGCUAGUCUGGAAAAAUCUCCUGGGUCUGGGAAGGAGACCUUACCAGAAAUUACAGACAAAAAUCCCUUGCCCCAGGAGACGAAUGGAACAAAAAAGGAGCUGAAGACACUUCCACCGGGCCUCAAGUACGCUUACUUGGAGGAGGAUGAGACAUUUCCAGUAAUAGUCAACAGCAACUUGACCAAGGAGCAAGAGAAGGAGUUAUUGGAAGUCAUCAAAAGAAACAAGAAAGCAAUAGGAUGGACUCUCUCAGAUUUGGUGGGAAUAAGUCCGGAUCUUUGUAUGCACCACAUUCGUUUAGAAGAAAGUGCGAAGGCUCAUCGAGAUGCACAACGGAAGCUGAACCCGAACAUGCGAGAGGAGGUCCUAAAGGAGGUAUUGAAAUUGCUUGCUCUAGGGAUCAUCUACUCCAUUCCUGACAGCGAGUGGGUCAGUCCUGUUCAUAUGGUACCAAAAAAAUCAGGAAUACAGGUUGUCAAGAAUGAGAAGAAUGAGUUGGUACCCACCAGAUUAGUGACAGGAUGGAGGAUGUGCAUCGACUACAGGAAGUUGAACGAAGCCACAAAGAAGGAUCAUUUUCCUUUACCUUUCAUUGAUCAGAUGCUGGAAAGACUGGCAGGCAAACAGUACUUUUGUUUCCUUGAUGGAUACAGCGGCUACUUCCAAAUCUACGUUAAUCCAGAGGACCAAGGGAAAACCACAUUCACGUGCCCCUUUGGUACAUAUGCAUACCGAAGAAUGCCGUUUGGAUUGUGUAAUGCACCGGGAACUUUCCAACGGUGUAUGAUGAGCAUUUUCUCGGAUCUGUUGGAAGUAUGCAUUGAGAUAUUCAUGGACGAUUUCACCGUAUAUGGGAACUCAUUUGAUACUUGUUUAGCCAGCCUUGAUCUAGUGUUACAGAGAUGCCAAGAGAAGCAUUUAGUGUUGAAUUUCGAGAAGUGCCACUUCAUGGUGACUGAAGGCAUUGUCCUGGGUCACGUGGUCUCUGAGAGGGGUAUUCAGGUAGACAAAGCAAAGGUGGAUGUGAUAUCAAAAUUACCAUACCCUACGAAUCAAAAAGAGGUGAGAGGUUUCCUAGGCCAUGCAGGGUUCUAUAGGAGGUUUAUCAAGGAUUUUGCAAAAAUCGCGCAACCACUCACUCGGUUGUUACAUAAUGAUGUGGAGUUCGUCUUUGACGAAGGAUGCGAAAGGGCGUUCCAGUUGCUUAAGGACAGGUUAAUAUCAGCACCAAUUAUCAGGGCACCAGACUGGAGCCAUCCUUUCGAGAUAAUGUGUGAUGCGAGCGAUUUCGCUGUGGGAGCUGUCCUAGGACAGAAAAUUGAUGGAAAAAGUUAUGUGAUCUUCUAUGCUUCCAAGACGCUGAAUCAGGCUCAGAAAAAUUAUGACACCACGGAGAAGGAAAUGUUGGCUGUCGUAUACGCGUUUGAAAAAUUCCGACCCUAUCUCCUUGGGUCGAGGGUUAUAGUCUUCACGGAUCACGCGGCGAUUAAGUACUUGCUGGCUAAGAAAGAGUCUAAGCCGAGAUUAAUCCGUUGGGUGUUACUCUUGCAGGAGUUUGAUUGGGAAGUAAGAGACAAGAAAGGAACGGAAAAUAGAGUGGCUGAUCACUUGAGCAGAAUACAUCAGGGGGAAACAGAAGAGGCCAUACCCGAUGCCUUCCCCGAGGAGCAUUUGUACCUUCUGGAGACAGAACCAUGGUUUGCCGAUUUAGCCAACUACUUGGUCACGGGAGAGAUGCCAAGUUCAGACGAGAUUUCCCGGGCCCAGAGGAUGAAGAUUAGAAGUGAAGCUAAAUAUUACUUUUGGGACGAUCCUUACCUGUGGAAAAUGUGCUCAGAUCAAGUGAUUAGACGCUGCAUUCCCGAAUGGGAACAAAGAGAUUCUAAUGGCCAGGCAGAGAUUUCUAAUCGCGAGAUCAAGGCGAUAUUGGAGAAAACAGUUAAUCCGUCAAGGAAGGACUGGAGCAAGAGACUCGGGGACGCAUUGUGGGCUUACAGAACUGCUUUUAAAACGCCUAUUGGAAUGUCGCCUUACAGACUUGUGUUUGGCAAGAUGUGUCACUUACCUGUUGGUAUUGAGCACAAGGCGUACUGGGCAGUGAAAGAAAUGAACAUGAAGCCGAUAGCUUGCGAAGAAGAAAGGAAGUUACAAUUGCAAGAAUUGGAGGAACUUCGGCUGGAGUCGUUUGAGUCUGCCAUGUGGUACAAAGAAAGAACGAAGUUAUGGCAUGAUAAGAAUCUCCGGGUCAAGGAACUUCAUGUGGGACAGAAGGUGCUCCUUUUUCAGUCUCGGCUCAAGCUAAUGCCAGGAAAACUGAAGUCUAAAUGGAUCGGCCCAUAUACCAUCAUCGGCAUCCGAGCAAAUGGAGCAGUGGAGAUCCAGGGAAGACAUGGUCGAGGGAAUUAG
Molecule: messenger RNA, 3885 nt
Organism: Salvia hispanica
Lineage: Eukaryota; Viridiplantae; Streptophyta; Magnoliopsida; Lamiales; Lamiaceae
Source: RefSeq, a predicted model, not a curated record